Messenger RNA from Fraxinus pennsylvanica, 897 nucleotides. NCBI's taxonomy places the organism in Eukaryota, Viridiplantae, Streptophyta, Magnoliopsida, Lamiales, Oleaceae. The record is from the annotation of a GenBank genome assembly.
AUGGAGAGAAGGGCUUGUUCAUUUGUCAAUCUUUUCUUCAUUGUAAUUCUUUUUACUGUAUUUGGUAAAUUAUCUAAAGCAGCAAAUUCAAAUUCAUUCGAAGAUAAUUUUAGUAAAAGCUGUCCAGACAACAAUUUCAAGACUUCUGAUGAUGGAUCAACCUGGUACCUCUCCUUGGACAAACAAGCAGGUUGUGGUUUUAUAACCAAGCAAAGAUACAGAUUUGGGUGGUUUAGCAUGAAGCUGAAACUGGUGGGAGGCGACUCGGCUGGAGUCGUAACGGCUUAUUAUAUGUGUACUGAAAAUGCAGCAGGGCCAGAGAGAGAUGAACUGGAUUUUGAGUUCUUGGGGAAUAGAAGUGGGCAACCUUAUCUAUUACAAACAAAUGUGUACAAGAAUGGAACUGGUGGGCGUGAAAUGAGGCACAGUUUGUGGUAUGACCCCACUGAAGAUUUCCACUCCUAUUCCAUUCUAUGGAACAAUCAUCAGAUAGUGUUUUUCGUGGAUAGAGUUCCAAUAAGAGUAUACAAAAAUGCAAACUACACGAACAACUUCUUCCCAAACGAGAAGCCAAUGUACUUAUUCUCAAGCAUCUGGAAUGCAGACGACUGGGCUACGAGAGGCGGCCUUGAGAAGACAGACUGGGAAAAGGCACCCUUUGUGUCAUCUUAUAAGGACUUCACUGCAGAUGGUUGUCAAUGGGAAGACCCUUUCCCUGCCUGUGUAUCCACCACCACUGAUAACUGGUGGGAUCAGUACAAUGCCUGGCACCUUUCAGAUGACAAGAAAAAGGAUUAUGCUUGGGUACAAAGAAACCUUGUAAUAUAUGAUUAUUGCAUGGAUACUGAAAGAUACCCAACAUUGCCUGAGGAAUGUUGGUUAAGUCCAUGGGACUGA